Molecule: messenger RNA, 1299 nt
Organism: Emiliania huxleyi CCMP1516
Lineage: Eukaryota; Haptophyta; Isochrysidales; Noelaerhabdaceae
Exons: 12
Coding region: 1-1299 (432 amino acids)
Source: RefSeq, a predicted model, not a curated record
AUGCAAGAUAGGACAUCGAGCGACACCGGUGGCAGUGCCACCCAGGAGUGGUCGGAGCUGCGGGUCAGUUUGACAGCUGGAGCUGUGUCGCCGGCGUGCGGCGGCCUGCCUCCGGAGGUGCCUCUGAGGGCUACAAUAGUGCCAGUGAGGCGGAGGCGCGAGUCGGAGGCCGCCACCGUCAAGUGGUUUCCCAAUUUUCCCACAAUUUCUGCCAUGCCAGACGACAACCAAUGGGUGGGGACAGAGUACCGCGGGGGGGCUCCCGCGCGCGUAAUUGGCCGAUACUUCGGAAUGCUCUUUGCUCUGGCCCUCCAACCUCAUCAUCGCCCUUUGCCCGAGCGGCAGCGUUUGCAGCGGUCGGCCGCCAUCACCGCCCAGACGGGCGCGCCCACCGACGACCUCGGCGGCCCGUCACUCAACGAAGAGCUCCGGCUCUCGGUCCAGUACCUCGGCGGCCCGGCGUCGAGGCAGCGGCGGGUGCGGCGGACGAAGCGGCCGCCGCCCGAGGAGCGAUGGCGCCAGUCGGCGCUCGCGUGGCGCGAGGGCCACGGCCGCUGCUCGAGCUACUGCUCGUUCAUGUCGAUCGACCUCGACAGCGCGAUCGAGCUGCUCGAGAAGAGCGAGCGGUGGCGGGCCUUUGGCCAGAAGCUGUCCAUCGUCUCGUACGCCGACGUGGCAGGCCCCGUCUCUUUUGUUCUCAUCAGGCGCGAGCAGCGCGACGCGUUUCUAUUCCCGUAUGGCUCUGCCGGCGCCGAUUCGGAGGCCACCCAGCUGAGCACCACCACCGUAGCUCGAAUCGCCGCGCUUAGCGGCGAGGCGCAGCCGGGCGCGCGGCGGACAAAGAUCGAGAGCAACGUCGUGGUGCUGCGGAGCGCCGACCCGGUCGAAAAGAUCGCCGUCUCCUUCGCCUUUGCGCAGUCCGUGAAGCUGUCGGCCCUCGAGACGGCGCUGGAGCAGACCAUCGAAGAGCGCAAUGAGGCGAACCUGCACUCCAACAUCCUUGACUGCCCCGACUUUUUCUGGGAGGCGGAGGAGUAUGAGGCGAUGUACCGCCGCGUGCACCGCUACCUCGACGACCGCGUCGCCGUGCUCAACAAGCGGCUCGACAUCGUCAACGACCUGCUCGACUCGCUCGCCUCUCAGCUUGAGAUCCGCACGGCUCACCGGCUCGAGGUCACCAUCAUCGUGCUCAUCAUGCUCGAGAUCGCUAUGGAGCUCGUCAAGGGCGCCUCCCUCCCAGGCAUGGUGCGCUGGCCAGUCCGCCUCGUGCAGGGGGCCGUCGCCUCGCUGGUCCGAUAG